This is a messenger RNA of Adineta ricciae, 288 nucleotides long. The record is from the annotation of a GenBank genome assembly. NCBI's taxonomy places the organism in Eukaryota, Metazoa, Rotifera, Eurotatoria, Adinetida, Adinetidae.
AUGCGUUUCCUUGCUCUCAUCUCACUCGUUGUCUUGAUCUGCUACAGUACUGCAUUGAGUUUAGUACCAGAUCUUCAACAAGCUCAUGCUGGCUUUUGUCCAAUGCACACCGUAAUGUGUGCUAUCUACUGUCCACCUACAGCUAUUUCAUUAUUUCCAAGACAAAUUGGUGGUUGUCGCGCAGAUAAUGAAUGUGCAGCUGAAGAAAAAUGUUGCAGACCAGCUUGUGGAUGUACCAACCGAUGUACUAAAUCCGUUGCUAAGCCAGGAUUUCAAAAAUUUCCUUAA